AUGGAAGAUGAAAGCCAUAGCAAUUUGCCAAAUGGGUUCACCACAGAAAGCCCUGAAAGCCCUUGCUUAAAGAACAACAAUAACCACAACAACAACAACAACAAUAGUAGCAGCAAUAACAACAACAAAGAACAAGAUCGCUUUCUCCCCAUAGCCAAUGUUGGUAGAAUCAUGAAAAAAGUGAUCCCAGCCAACGGGAAAAUUUCCAAGGACGCCAAAGAGACCGUUCAAGAAUGCGUAUCGGAGUUCAUUAGCUUUGUCACCGGAGAAGCCUCCGACAAAUGCCAAAGAGAAAAAAGAAAGACCAUCAAUGGUGAUGAUAUCAUUUGGGCCAUCACAACCCUAGGGUUUGAGGAUUAUGUGGAACCAUUAAAAUCCUAUCUCCAAAAAUAUAGAGACAUAGAAGGAGAAAAGCUUAAUGUUCCAAAGCAACAACGUUCUGAACAAAGGCUACACCAUCAGCAUCAGCAUCAGCAUCAACAACACCAUCACCAUAACCAAGAUGAAACUAAUCAAACACUAAAUAGUGUAUAUACUUCUGCAAAUCUCAUUUCUCAUCAACCUCCUUAUGUAGCCACGGAUCAACCAUUUUCAUUGCCGUUUUCACCAAAUUCAAUUCAGAAACAGUUACGACCUCAAGAUCAGAUUGAUUCCGUGGGGCAUUGGUACGAGUAA
Molecule: messenger RNA, 675 nt
Organism: Arachis stenosperma
Lineage: Eukaryota; Viridiplantae; Streptophyta; Magnoliopsida; Fabales; Fabaceae
Product: nuclear transcription factor Y subunit B-7
Exons: 1
Coding region: 1-675 (224 amino acids)
Biological process (GO): regulation of transcription by RNA polymerase II
Cellular component (GO): CCAAT-binding factor complex; nucleus
Molecular function (GO): protein heterodimerization activity; DNA-binding transcription activator activity, RNA polymerase II-specific; RNA polymerase II cis-regulatory region sequence-specific DNA binding
Source: RefSeq, a predicted model, not a curated record